This is a messenger RNA of Haliotis rufescens (red abalone), 6316 nucleotides long. Its product is annotated as protein unc-119 homolog B-like. The record is from RefSeq and is a predicted model, not a curated record. Bases 167 to 847 code for a protein of 226 amino acids. The transcript is spliced from 5 exons. Gene Ontology annotation, biological process: nervous system development; cilium assembly; lipoprotein transport. Gene Ontology annotation, cellular component: cilium. Gene Ontology annotation, molecular function: lipid binding. Lineage: Eukaryota; Metazoa; Mollusca; Gastropoda; Lepetellida; Haliotidae.
GUAUAUCGAUCCCAAAGUUCCUGUUGCCAGCGCCGCCAUAUUUCUCGACUGAAAGCAACGACGCCAACAGGUAUCACAAAGGUAACAAAGAAAAUCGUCCAAAACAACAGUGACAUAUGACUUUUGUGUAGAACUUUCAAAUGUGUAUGUGCCUUCUAUCACGACAAUGAGUACAGACACAAGGACUGCUAAUUCUGGGAAGAAGAAAGGUGGUGGAUUUUUAUCGCGUCAGGCGAAAGCGAAAUCACAGACUGAAUAUUUAACAGAGGAAGAACUUUUGAAGAGGGACGUUGUGACGCCUGAUGAUGUAUUACGACUUAGUAAAACCACAGAGAAGUACCUGUGCCCACCAGAGGCCAAUGUGUAUGGAAUUGACUUCACUCGCUUCAAGCUGCGGGAUAUGGAGUCCGGCACAGUGCUGUUUGAAGUAGCUAAACCUCCCCCGCCUGAAGAUGGGGAAGAUGCUGACCUUGACCUUGAAGACAGUGAUCCUAACGCUGGCCGCUUUGUCAGAUACCAGUUUACACCACAGUUCCUCAAGCUGAGGACAGUCGGAGCCACUGUGGAGUUUGUAGUUGGAGACAAGCCAGUCAACAAGUUCCGCAUGAUUGAGAAGCACUACUUCAGAGAGAAGAUGCUCAAAUGUUUCGACUUUGAGUUUGGCUUCUGCAUCCCACACAGCCGGAACACGGUGGAACAUAUAUAUGAAUUCCCCCUUCUCAACCAAGAAGAAAUUCAAGACAUGAUUGACCACCCUUAUGAGACUCGCUCCGACAGUUUCUACUUCGUGGAGGAGAAGCUGAUCAUGCACAAUAAAGCGGACUACGCCUACAACGGCGGUGCCUAGCGGCGGCACAUGGCAUCACAUCUGUAUAAACUGACAGUGUGGGAUACUUCUAUAGACACAGAUAGACAGACUCAACCCUGCCUGAUUUCACAGGGAAGUCUGCUGGAGAUAUGACAUCUCGAACAACCAAGGGUACAAUAAUUGAAGGCAAAAAAGUCGUGUUUAAAGAAACUGACCAUUGAAAUAUUUUGAGCCUGGUUUGUUUUGAUAGCAAGUUCCAAGUUUUGAUUUAAUAUUGAAAUUGAAAUAUGACAUACCUUGGUUGAAGUUGUGUUUGUUAUCUUGCUAGAGACUGGUAUCAGUGUUUCUUCAGUAACUUUGAUAACAGGUUUCAGAUAUGUGUUAUCUUCCUGAUAUCAUUUUUAUACACAUUGUAAAGUAUGAAAACAAUAUUUUUAGCUCAUCAUCUGUUUUAGUUUCCGAUCUGUUGCACAGUUUUACAGAAAUCCUACCUCAUGCUUAACAUGAAGUAUCUUUUCAGGUAGAAACAGAAAUAGCAAUAUUCAUACCAAAGUUUGAGUGAAAAUCCUUUGUCUUUACUUGUUGGUUUUAAGCUGGAUGUAUAUUUGACUCGGUCCGGAGAGAAUGAAUAUGAACAUGAUCAUUGUAGUGAUGAAUAUUGUAAAAUAACAUGUACAGAUACCGGAUAACUUUUUAUCAAGGGAAUCACCUGCUCAAGUUAUCAUUUCCAUGUUAAAUGUUUUAUUGAAUUAAACAAUUGUACUGGGAAUAAUUUGGGCCUUGAUUCUCCAUUCUUGCUAUCAAACGGUAAUUUUAUUUCAUGCAUUAAUAUCAGCAUGCUUAAGCCAGAUUUAUUUUUUGGAGGGUUACAGAUUUUUUGGGCCCCAAAAUUUAGGGUGGUAGGUAGAAUAUUUAUGUUUAUAAUAUACAUAUUUUUUUCUUUCCUGCCACGAUUCGUCAUUAUUCUUUGUGUUUUUAAGUUUUUAAGAUAAAUUGUCAAUUGGUUUUAAUCAUAGUCUUUUGAAUAACUUGUUUUCUUGAUAGCGACUGUAAAUGACUUAAGUUUUAACAUUGUACUUAUUUAUGGCUGACGAAAUAAAAAACACUGCUUUUCAUUUUUUCUUCUUUCAAAUUUCAAUUUUGGGGAUUUGGCAGAUUUGUAAACCUAGUUUAAAAUAAAGCCUGGCCUUGCAUGCCUCACUAUCCUUGUGACAGCUAUUCUCUGAUCUCAUCUAAAACCAUCCUGAUAUACUUGAUACUAUGUAUAACAAGUUGUGUUACAUGUACCCUAGCAACUGACAUCGGUUAUUUAAUUCCGUUGAUCUGAACAAAUGUGAAAUAUUCGCUGGAUAAUUUAAUUCUUCGUUUAAUGUGGUUAUUUUCACCAGAGGUUGGGGAUAUGAUAGAUUUUAUUUUGUGAUGGUUAUUUUUGAGUGACAGUAGUCUCCAAAUGUGAGUAUUUAUUGGCACCGUGUUGUACAUUUGUGAUUGCAUGCAUUCUAUUUGCUGUCCUAUAUCUCAGUAUUACUGUCUCCACACAGGGGCCUUGUCACAGAACUCUCCCUGCUUGCAGAACAGAAGUUGCAGAUCAUAGAUCAUACCGAACACCUACCGUAUUCCACGUAAUAAGCGUCCCGCUCUAAUAAGCGCCCAUAGCGAUAUUUGCUACUAUAUUGGCUAGUGAACAAUCCCAAUUAGCACCCCUUCUGAUUGAUCAAUGUACAAAAGACUUAUUUAUUCGCGUAUAAUACGCACUCAUGUGUUAUAUGCACCCUUAAUUAUGGGCAACUAAAUUCUGGAAAAAUAUAUCUGUUGUAUAUAAACAUUUCAGACUGUCAGCAUUAACCACGAAAUUUAUCUUUCAACUCAUUUUUUUCACCAAAAUAAUAUUCUAAUAAGAGUCCCCUAUUUCUAAUUUUGAGAGCGCCCUGGGUGCAUAUUACAUUAAAUACGGUAAUUAUAUUGCAGAUAUGUCUCAUGCAUGCAUGCUCCGGAUUGGUAAGAAAACCCCAGUUAGGCAUUUUUCACAGACGCAGGUAACAAACAGUUAUUCCCCCAACAUCUAUAUCAUUCGGAAAAAAUCAUACAUAUCUAGAUAAUGGCGUCAUCUUGAGUUAGGGAUACAAAUGUGAAGCUUGUAUGAUGCAAAUGUAAUGUUAACUGUUACGCAGUACUAGGAGGGACAUAAGAAAUAUACCUUACAUGUUACGGUACAUUUAAAAUAAUAGAAUGGGUCUUGGCCAAUCAGAAUCUGACUUGAUGUGUAAGGUGAUAAAUAUAAUGUAACAUUGUUAGAAGAAAUACAUCUUUUGGUAUCUUUAACAACAAGUUGUUGCAUAGAAACAGUAAAUAAACCCAGUACUUGAACACAAAAUGUUAAGAUGUCUGUAGAAUCUACUCCAUUUUGAAAGUUUUUCCUAUUUUCGUUGUUAUAAAUAUCAAUAAUAUCUCACUGCCUUCACUUCUAAAAAUAGAUUCGAAUUGCGGUUCCAAUUAUGUUUCUAGCUUUGUCAGCCCAAUACCUGUGGGUUUCACCUAAGUGGUAAAUGUCUGAGACCUGCAUCAAUUCAGGCUUUCGAUCCACAUUAAUCUUCAUCCACAGCAGUAGAUCUGUAGACAAUACUCUAAUAAUCAUUUCACUGUAUGAGUCAUGGUUGCUGACUUCGAAAACACUCUUCUCUAUGUAGGGACUGGUUUGUGACAUUGCCCCCAACUCGUUCACAUGACUGCGGGGGAGGUUUGUGACAUUGCCCCCAACUCGUUCACAUUCCAUUCCUGUCAGGGUUUGUUUUGUGUCUUGUUCAGGUUCGUUCUUCUUACUCAUUGCUAGCGAUUCACCAAGGACACAAUCCGAUACAUAUCACAAGAAUUUGUUCAAGAUACAAUCUGUAUCAUGAUCAGAGGGUCAGGUAAAAAUCUGUAUCUUUAAUCUAAUUUGAUAUAAUACAGUUAAACUAAAAUGACUUUCUACAUGUUGUUUUGUGACAACACCGCUAGCUCAUAGUGAUCAGCACUGUGAGUGAUGAGGUUGUUUGCUGCUUUUAGCAAUAGUCAAGCAAUGUCAUGGCGAGGGACACCAGAAAUGUGCUUCACACAUGUCGGGAACUGAACCCAGGUCUUGGGCGUGACAAGGAUCAGCCCUACGACUGUUGUAAGUCCAUACUUAGUCUGUCUCCCAGAGGGGUGGUUUGGUAGCCUAGUGGUUAAAGCAUCAGCUUGUCAUGCUAAAGACCCGGGUUCUGUUCCCGACAUGGUUACAAUGUGUGAAGCCCAUUUCCCUGUAUUCCCCACUCAAAGCGGCGUAAAACCAUACUCACUCACUGUCUCCCAGACCCUAGGGAAUAAAUUGAAACUCAAGUCUAGAAUGAUUUGGCAGGUCUAGAUUGCCUCAGCUCUAGGCUGAAAUUAAGGAUUGUUCUUGGCUCCAUAUGGAUUUUAUCUUGUUUAUUUUGCAGACAUAUAUUUUAAAAUAAGAAACCUGGGUCUAAAUAUCAGUCUAGACUAUGUUGAAGUAUGGGAAUUUUGGGAGUCACUUUGGCCAACGGGGUAACCCAGGACUAUGAUUAUGAUUAUGAUUAUGACUAUGACUAUGUCAUUCUGUAGGCCAGUGAAUGUGCAGAUAGUGAAACAGUUUGUGAAAUUCAUAAAGUGUAUUAUAUCAUAUUGGUUUAAUAGUGCAGUGCAUUUGUGAAUCGUUUCUGCAUCAUUGCGUUGUCAUCUGUCCUCUGCAUAGAUGUCAAGUCUGAAAUCCUUGAUUCCUUUCACGUUUAUUUGAUGUGUUUGUUUCUUGAUUGCAUUGUAUUGAAAUGAUUCCAGGAAUUAGAAACUUUCAGUUCAAGUGUUGGACAGUUUCAUUAUUCUGUUGUGAUGAAUGUGGUUCAGCUGUGCCUGGACUUACAUAACGCUGUAAAGAAUGACACGCUCCGAGCUGUCAGAAAUUGUCUUCUUGUAAGUAGUGUUCAAAUGAAAUUGAAUGAUUUAUUAUAAAGUUGAUAUGUAGUUAUUUGGAUAUUUUAAAAGUCAGUAUGUACUGAGUGCAGUAGUUGUCUCCCCUUGAUUUCUGUCGGUUGGAUGAAAAAGUAAACGACAGUUCAUACCACCAUCUGGUUGCUAGAUUCCCAGGCUGUGAGACAAUCGUCAACCAUUUUGAACAUCUAUUCUCAGGAGUGUACAAAUCAUGGAUGCUACGAUGAUAAAUGCAUUCAUCAUAGUUCUGUUGGCUCAACAGUUUUGAAUAGAGUUUAAAAAUAUCCAAGCUGUUAAAUUCUUUUUGGAAUGUUUUUUUGAAGUUUGAGGUAUUGAACAUUAACAAAACUGUCCUGGUGUCUGCACUGAUUAUAUCUGUAUCGCCACAUGGAUUUUCUCACCAAGGUUCAUGUGUUUGCGGUCUAUCGUAUUACUGCCAUGGUUAUACGAGGUGCAGCACUGGUCUCAGUGUUAUGAUUAUCAUACUUAUGGUUAUGAUUGUUAAAAGCCAUUGUAGUGAAGACCGUGCAUAAUAUUAGGACUGAAAGUUCACAGCGCUUGUUUCGAAUAGUCUUGCACAGAUCUUAGGUGCUUUUAAGUUUGCUCAAGUUUAAGGUGCAAUGAGUCGGUUAUAAAAUCAAAACUUGACCUUGAUUGGAAAAGAUUUCGAAUUCAGUUUAUGGUAGUGUCACAGUGUCAGUGCCAAGAUUUGAUGAAGUCAAACUGUUUUUCAUCUGAUUACAAAGAAAAUAUUAAGUUUGAAUCUACUAAAUAUGUUUAUCAAGUUGAGGUCAUACGAAGUACGACAAAUGAGACUGAGAUACUUGCUUUUUUGACUCAGUUUGUUGUAGCAGAAUUAUGUUGUGGACAAAGCAGUUCAUUUAUUAUUUCCUACCUAGAGAUGUUGCUGUGCCUUGCUUGUUAGUUGGGAAUUGUUUCACUUAGUUGAGGGACUGGUCAUUAAUUAUUGGGUGGUCAGAGGUUUUUGAUGCACUGAGGUACUGAAAAUAAUUACCCUCCCCCAAAGCUUGUCAUAUUUGUGGAUGACUCGCCCCAUGUCCUUGUACAUUUUUUCAUGACCCUGCUGAAAAGACAAUGCAAAAGCAUCAUCAUAGAAUGCCCAUUUUUUCAUGACCCUCCCCAAACGGUUAUAAUUUUUUAGGACCCUCCCUCAGAGACUGUCAUGUUUUUGACCCCCUAAUGACCGGUCCCUAAACUGUAAGGAAGUUCUAGUUCUUGAUCAUUUGUGAAUUCAGUUACAGAAUUAUUGUACAGCUUGAUUUCAGUUUCACUCCAGAUGUGAAUGACAAAUUGUGCCUUUAUCCUACACACAAAGCAAUUAAUUUGCUCCAGUGGGGAAUUGUUUCCUAGAAAUACGCACUUCGUGUAUCUAGGAGAAGCAUGUCGAGAUGGAUAGCUGCAUGAUAGUGGACACGGUUGUGCAGAACAAGUAACAUUUGUUCCUGAAGUCUGUGACCAUGCGGGAAUCCUCCAAGUAGUAAACAUCUCUUCCGGCAUGGAAGGGUUUAUAUUAUUGAUGAA